Molecule: messenger RNA, 2642 nt
Organism: Bombus terrestris (buff-tailed bumblebee)
Lineage: Eukaryota; Metazoa; Arthropoda; Insecta; Hymenoptera; Apidae
Exons: 6
Coding region: 497-1543 (348 amino acids)
Cellular component (GO): cytoplasmic vesicle membrane
Source: RefSeq, a predicted model, not a curated record
ACGACGAUGAAGAACCGUUUUAAUGAUGCAGCUCUCGUAAACCGCUGCAGCAUGCUAUAGCUCUGUAGAAUGUUAGCGCAUAUCUUGUGUACCAGUGUCUCCUUGUUCUAUUCUGCUUGACCUGAGGUCGAUCAAUACAUCGGUUUUACGCACGGCUCGUCCGUGCCUAGGGCCUAUACAAUGAACUCUUGUUCGUUGUGUUUCUCAUUCAUGCGUAAGUCUUUCCUACAUUCGCUUUUUUUAUGACAACUUAAAAUGUUAUAUUUUUCUCCAUCGAACCGACACAGUGUACGACUAAUUGUUGCAUCGUGUACUUCCUCGCGGCGGAUAUAAUUCUUUGUAGUCGGAUGAUCUCUGACGGGUACGAGAGUAUUGAUGGAAUUUUGGUAUAGUGUCUUCUAGGCUGUGCAAUGGGGGGCACGUCUGCUCUCCUCCAAAAUACUGCUGUUCCGGUGAAUGUUGUUACAUUGUAUUUCAUCUGUACUCUGUAUCAGAUAUGUUUAAUUUAUUGAUUUGGACAUAUUGGUAUUUAUGGGCAGUGGUGCUUGCUACAUUGGCUAUAGUAGCAGGAACAUGUGGAUAUUGGUUAUGGAAGCGCCACCAUUCAUCUCAUCAUCGUGCCUGGUCUCCAGAAAUAAUAGAAGAUUUUACUUCUUCUGACAGAGGAUCUUCAGUAUCAUGGUAUUCACCACCACGUUACAACCGCUCUGGUUCCUUUGUUCAAGCAUUACCACCUCCAUAUAAUGAGGUUACAGCCAAACCAAAUCUGUACCCACUAGUUUUUGGAUAUGAUGAAGGAUCUGGUAAAGGAACCUCAGGAUUUGUAAUGCGUUAUUUCAGAUCACUCUCACAUGCAAGCACGCUAGAUUCGUUAGGUUCAAGUUUUAUCUGUAAUAUGGUGAAUGAAGCAAAUACAAUAAUUCCACCACCAUAUUCGUGUAAUAAUAGCGUUGAUGAGUUGUCCGUAGUAGAAUGUGCAAGAAUGGAUAAUAUUGAUGUUGGAUCGGUUGUAUCAUUGGCUAAUCAUAGGACUACCUCUGACAUAUCGAGUCUAGCUGCUCAAUCUCCGUGUUCACCACCACGGGCUACUAGUCCAACGAUAGAGUUACGUGAAUUGUUAGACAAGAUUCAACAGCUACCCCAACUACCUGGUGGGCAUAGCACUGUUUUGUCUUGUUACCAGAAUCGGCCACAAGUUUUAUGUACGUCAAAUGCAAAUGGCUCUACGCAACGGCCUCUAAGUCCAGGGGACAUUGGAACAUGUAAAACUAGACGAACGCGAGGAAAAAUGUAUAUGCCAUUGGGACCUUCAAGUUCGAAGAACAAGACUAAACGAUGGAUGUCGCGAUCAGCGCCAACGACGCCAUCAGGCACAAUACCAAUGUCUUUUUUGCCUGGACAAAGUAGACGACCUUCCGAAACAGAUAAUAAUAAUCGGCAAGUAGUUCCUUUGCUUUCGGAACAAGAUGAAACGGAGAGCAAUAACGUGGAUCAGUUGAACGACAUUCCAUUAUUAUCCGAACAAGAAGAAGACCGACAGUAAACAUGACGUAUGGUUUAAACGUGUUUCGGGUUUACGUAUUAAGAAAGGAAUCUAUUCCAGAUAAUGUCACCCUACAUAAUCUCUAUAUUUUUAACAUGGCUGGUAUACUCUUUAUUGCAACUUUGUACGAAAAGUUACUGUAUGUAAAACUUCGGUAAUUGAUUUCGUCCAAAAAAAGAUAUUGCCUGUGCUCCUAGAAAAGAGAAACGUUUACUGCUGUAACAUAAUUUUUCGUUUUACAAACAGCAGGUGCCAUAGUAUCUUUCCCUUUUUCUAGCGAGUCUUUUAAACUGAAGCGGUACGCGAUAGAACGAUAAAUGAUAAUGUACUCUUUAAGCUCUGUGAAAUAGCAUAUAAUUAACUUACAGAACAGUUACAGAAACACGAAGAACAUAUUACAUGAAACGUUACAAUGAUAGAUCUUAUUUAGAAGUAUUUAAGCCUUACUCGUUGAAAUCUUGGUCGAAGUAUGUAUUUUAUACAUCGAAUUUAAUUUCUGCCUAAAAAUGGUAAUGUGUAAAUGUAAGAUAUAAGUUAAGAAGUUAUUUAUUGCAUCGAUAAGUUUUAAUCGUAUACAGUACACAGUAAUACAGUGUCCAUCCAAAAGCAGCCAGCCAGAAAGAUGUUAAGGAGUUAAAAUACGAGUUAAAAUAGUACGAGUUGAAGUGUGAAUGAAACACGGAAGAGUCAAAUUUUCACGAGUCGAUGUACAAUAUCAAUUCUAUUGAACGAUAAAAAAAGCUUAUGAAAGGAAAGUUAUCGCAAGCACAACGAUAGCAGAGUAUUGAUAAUUUUAACUGAAAUGAUAAAUAUGAAACGAAAGACGUAGAAUAAUACGCAUGUAACGAGGUGAGUGAGAUCGAUAUAAGCGUCGAACAGUUAGGAAGAAACGAUAAAUCUGCCGUGUCACGAGAAUCCCAUUCAUAAUCAUAGAAUUUAAUAAACAUUUGUUACAAUCAUAAACUUUAUUCUUAAAGACGUAAAUGAGAAAUCAGUCACUUUAACUGAUGAGUACUACAUACUCAUUCACUCACACACCCUGUAUCAACAUGUAUUUUUUUAUAAAUCGGAUAUGAAAUAAAUCCAAGCUUUUACGAAA